Molecule: messenger RNA, 3577 nt
Organism: Anopheles coluzzii
Lineage: Eukaryota; Metazoa; Arthropoda; Insecta; Diptera; Culicidae
Product: DDB1- and CUL4-associated factor 10-like
Exons: 9
Coding region: 1782-3416 (544 amino acids)
Cellular component (GO): Cul4-RING E3 ubiquitin ligase complex
Molecular function (GO): protein binding
Source: RefSeq, a predicted model, not a curated record
CCAACAUAUGAAGUUUACUUCCCAUAGGAAAGAGUCAAGGAAGUGUCCCACAACUAUGAAACCCCCUGAAAACCCCAGUAAUGGCGUUGACCUGCUUCGGUAAGGCUCCGACGAGCUGAUAGUGCCCGUUUGAUGGGAUUAGGACGACCCAACCUGUACGCGGUCACUGCUAAGGGUAUAUUGCUAGGUCCCGGAUGCCUACUCAACCAUUCUGUCUGCUUGGUGUUUAUGCGACUAUGCCGCCCCAUGUAAGGGUAAAUCCCUAGUACACGGAACAAACUCCAUCCCUUAAAAAAACAUAAAAUAAAUAGUGGCUCGCAAACGUUCAGCACGCUGUGCUCGCUCCUCUCCGGCAUCGGCUGCUGCGCACGAACCCCACCCAUUUUCAGCCACCCUCCUCCCGCAAGUGACCGCAAGUGUGCCACCGGUGUGUUGGUUCAAGCGGCGCACCGGUUUAGCGUGUUUCUCUCGCUCUCUCUCUCUCUGCAAGACAGCUUUGCCGCAAGACUCUCAAGAGACUCUUCGGCGGGUUUUACCCACCAUUCGAUCCAAAGCCCCACACGCCGCCCUUCUUCCCUUUGCGCGUAUCAGUGGCGUGCUGUGCGCAACGGCGAAACCCGACGGUGCGUAACGCCUCCGACCAAAAGCCCUGCCGUGUAUGGCUGUGUGUGUGUGUGUGUGUGUUUGCAUGCUUGUACCAGUCUCGCUGCGGCUGCCCGUCUGCCUGCUCGGCCAUAGCUUAGUGAGCGGCGCUACUGGCCGGACGUGUUUUGCGCGAACCCCAAUCUUUGCGGGCGCUUUUGAGAGCUUUUGUCUGCGCGCGUGACACUGAUUAGCUUUGCGCGGUGCGCAAGGGAAGCAACGCAACAGGUGUUCCGGUGUUUUCGGAUCUGCGUCAUCUUUUUGCGGGUUUUUGUUGUUGUUGUUUGUUUCUGUUUUCAUUUUUUUGUUGCCUGCUGUGGGUGUACCGUGCGCGGAGCGGUCCAUCUUUCCUGCGUGAGCAGCAGCCGCGCGUUCCGCAGCCAGCCAAACUGCCUGACGCUCGCGCGCAGCGGUGACGUACCUCCAGCGGUUUUUGGACGGCGGUGGAUGUUAGUUCCGGUAAAGGUCGAAGUCAAGAGAUCUCCAACGUCCAGACGUGCGUGUGUUUUGCGUAAGUUUGAACUUGUGUGCGUAUGUUUGCCUAUGUGUGUGUGACUGUGUGUUCUGCUGUGAUAUAGUGCGAUUUGCCCUUGCCGAUCACGUUUCGAAGGAAUUUGGGUCAAAUGAAUUUGUUUCUCCUCUCCCUUGCUGUGCACACUCUCCGUUGUCAGAUCUAGGUAGCAGCAGCAGCAGCAUGUGUUGGUGAUUAAUUACGCCUACCACCUUGCGACGAUCAGGUUAUUUCAAGUUCAUGGGAACCUCGGGUCAACACGUUCACGUCCAUCAAUCCAGCCAUCAAUCAACGACAACGGCGAGGCGCACCUUCGAGGAUGCUCUAAUUUACCAUAUUACCUUCUUUUUCCACCCAACUCCUUCUCCCAACACAUUAGCAUACAUUGGUUCACGGCCAAUUGUCCCUUGCUUUUGCCUCACACCGGCUGCAUCAUUAACGUCAGGACGAAACGAACACCCCCCCCACCAAUCAAUCUAGUUUUGUGUGUAUUUUGUGAAAUCCUUGGAUAUCUCAGUCACUUUGCGUUGUGCCGCGCAAAACGCCAAAUGCGGUGCCACACUUACGUGUGAGCGACGAUUCCUCCUUUCCCGGUAGGCGACUACGACGACGAUUUAGAAAAAGAAGGAUGUCUCUGCACGAAUGGUAUCGCAGGCGGGAGCGGGGACUGCCGGCACGCAUCGGCGACACCGAUAUGAUCUACCGCACCAUCUUCCGGUCGCUGCAGCCGAGGGCACUGUCGGCCGAGCUGUCGCACCCGUACCGGUGCGGGCAGGACAGUGGGGCCAUCUGCAAUCUGGAGUUUUCGCCCGAUGGGACGCUGCUGGCCGCUGCCUGUGAAUAUAAAUCGAUCGUGCUGUUCGAUCCGCUCGCGGAAAAGCAGGUGAGCGCCGUCAGCAAUGCCCACGAUGGCAGCGUCAACUGCAUCAAAUUCGUCGACAGCCGUACCUUUGCGUCCUGCUCGGACGACACCACGGUUGCGCUGUGGGACGCGCGCAACCUCUCGACCAAGCUGCGCACGCUGCACGGCCACAGCGGCUGGGUGAAGAACAUCGAGUACGCGAAGGGUGCCGGCGUGCUGCUCUCCUCCGGGCUGGACGGGCUGGUGUACGCCUGGGAGCUGAACAACAGCACCGAGCAGGGCUGCACCUACCAGCGGCUGCUGUACAUGCCCGGGCUGAUGCGGUGCCGGCUCGCGCCGGACGAGUCGCGGCUAGUGCUCUGCACCGGCACCGGCUACCUGAUGCUGGUGCACGACCUCGACCUGGCCAGCCUGGCCGGUGAUCUCGUCGACUUUCGCCCAAACAUACAACGACUGAACCUGAUGCGCAAGCAACGGGUCCCGCUGGGCGCACGCAAGACUCCCGCGGUCUCCCACAGAAGAAAGAGAAAUCGUAUCGAGUUUGUGAGCGACUUUCCACCCGGCGACGAUGCGGAAAUGAUUAGCGGCUUGACGCUACAUCCUCAAGGUUGGUGUGCUCUUAGUAGAAAUAUUUCAUACGACGAGAAGACAGAGUGGUCUGUAGUGCACGAUAUACAAAGCUGGAGCGAGAAUGAGGAUGAAUCGGACACGGAGAAGCAGGAACUGGAUGAACUGAACACGGAGGAUAGCCAAGAGCCCGAGCAGGAAGAUGUGCCCCAACAGGAGCGAAGCAACAGCACCCGAUCGAUGGAGGGUUUCGGGCGAGAUCCUAAGCGAGAACCAAGCGAAACGGUACUAACGGAAGCGACAUGGUGCAACGGAGCUACCGAGCGGAAUGUGAUCAACAAUGCCUUUCCCAGUCACUCCGGUGCUCCGUGCCCCAGACUUGCUGAAGUCCCGAUGCAACCCAUCAUAAGACUGUCGCCGCCCGCCAAGGGAGGUCGGGCCGGGUCCGCGUGGUCGGAACCGGUAGCGAGCAAGCGGACCGCCGGGCACAGUACGGACGGGACCGGCACCCGGCUGCUCUACUACAUCCAGGAGUCGAACAAGGUGGAGGGCUACAUGCGGGAGGCGUGCUUCUCGCCGGACGGGCGGGUCAUCUGUUCGCCGCACGAUGACUACGGCGUGCGGUUGCUGGCGUUCAACGAGCAGUGCAACGAGAUGCGGUACGCGCGCCAGUGUCUGGCGAGCGGCAGCGAACCGGCACCGCUGCGGGAGCUCAGGUACAAGCCGUGCUAUCCACACGUGGUCAUCAGCAGCCAGUUCAGUCCCCGGUUUCCGCUGCUCGUGACCGGGUGUCUGCUCGGGAACGUGGUCUGGAAUCUGCCAGUGUUAAGCUAGAGGCUGUGCCUUUGACCGUUAAGCGCUUGGGGAGCGCCGGUACUGAACUGAAGUAUACGAGAAGAACACAGAAGGGAGAAGGGAAGGGGGGAAGGUAGGAGCGAGGGUUUGGGAAAAUGAAAAAUAAAUCGUGGAAAAAACAACCAAUGUACAAAAACAAA